CGAAACACAUCAGCGGAACAUAGCGCAGCGAUGAGAGACAUUAUCCGGUCAUGGUGUCCCCCGAUUGUGACACCCCCAUCUUGUCGAGCUGUAAGCUUCAGCAGCUGGUCAAGAUUCACCACAUCGCCGUCGAAGAUCACACCCGUUGGAGAGUUGAAAGCGUCGAUCGUCUGCAAAGCGAGUGGAACAUCACCGGGAUAUGAUCCUCCGGAAGCUGAAAAGACAUAUUUGGGGGCAGAUCAGCCUGUCAACUGGCAGGAGAUGGCUAAGCCGAGAGUUGGCAAUCAGAAAAAGCAGAGUCCCAAAUCCGGGGCGACGGGCUCAACCAUGGACAGCGUCGAAGAGAAGAUUGAGCCUGUUCGGUUCGAAAAACAGUUGCCCAAGCGAGCGAACACAAACUCGCAGCUGACUGAUUCGCUCAAGGCGUCACCGCCCAGAAACACCGAGCUACCGCUAGCCAAGGGCGCUCAACAUCGAUCAUCACAGAGGAUGACACUGGCACAGAGGCUGGGUCUGGACGGGAUGAAAUGCGACGAGCUCCCUUCAGCAUUUGAUUCGGACAGCGAAGACGAA
This is a messenger RNA of Dothidotthia symphoricarpi CBS 119687, 573 nucleotides long. RefSeq lists its product as uncharacterized. The annotation marks the transcript as partial. The record is from RefSeq and is a predicted model, not a curated record. The transcript has a single exon. Lineage: Eukaryota; Fungi; Ascomycota; Dothideomycetes; Pleosporales; Dothidotthiaceae.